AGAGGGAGAGGGAGAGAGGGAGAGGGAGGACUCUUCUCUCUCCAGCAUCAGACGCGAGGGAUGCGCUUCAUCUCCUUCGGGGUCUCGAUGGAUGGAGCGACAGGGUCAUGAAGGUGACCACCACCUCUGGGUUGGAUUUAGGGGGCCAUUACCGCAGAAGGAGCAUAUCCAUAAUUAAUAAGCGCGAGUCGGAGAUCCUAGAAGCGAAGCGCAAACACCGGCGAGUCAUGUCACCAACCGACAGCGCUUCCAGAGGAGCUGACGAGGAGGACAAAGGAGGAUGAAGGAGGCAGAGGAGGAUUAUAAUGAAGCUGAGUGGCAAAGGACUGUGCACUAUCGUCUCCAGCUGUGUGCUUUUCGUGUGUGCCGUGAGCGCGGUGAUCGUGGGAUUCAAAUGCAUCGCGUUGGGCUCCAGGGUGCGAGCGCACUUCCAUCUGGGCACCGCGGCCGGCGCGUUUUACUCGGGCAUUUUAGUGGCUGUCGGGCAGGUUCUGAUGGGAGUUGCGCUGGUCUUUUGCAGGGGGAAGCCCAGAUGUGCGAAUUUUUUCCUCUUUGGGAUUUUAGUGUUUCUUCUAGGGGUUCUCACUGCGUUUUCGGGCGCGGUGGUGGAUGGCGAUACGGUGUCCCUGGUGGAGAGGAAAUACGCGCACUAUUGCGCGGACUCUGUGGAUGUAAACCCGGCGUGCGAUGGGCUCAAGGUGUACCAGCGGGGUCUGGUGGUCUCCACUGUACUUAACACUCUGGAGUGCCUACUAGGGCUGAUGAACCUGAUUAUUAUUAAGCGUUACCACGCGGCGCGGUUUCGCCGGAGACGCAGGACGCAGCGUCGGAGCGCGCGCAUUAUCCUCAACGAGGAGCGAGACUUCACGGUAACGGAGUUUCAGCCGGUGUCCUACAUCAACCUGGGGGUGUUUCACGCGUUGGACGAGGCGGACGGAGAGGUGCAGAGCAGGGGUCACCCGUGCAUGGAGUUACCGGGCUUUUCGCCCACCAAUCCGGAGCUUAAUCACUCGUACCCGUUUUCGUACCCGCUUCACAGCGAGAUGCCUCCAGCAUACGAUGACAUAUUCCCUGGAGAAGAGAGCAGCAAAUAACAGAGGAGAGCUAUACACGAGGAACCGUUUUGCACUGACAAUCACGCUGAACUUGGAAUUAGCACGUUUAUUUAUAGUUGCCUAAUGUACUUUUUACAGCCGACACUCUUUAGUUGUGCAUAAACUACAGGACAAACCUAUGAGAAGGUGUACGUGCUGAAAGGAUUAUGUGCAACAUUUGUUUUUGUUUUGUUUUUGACCUCUCUGACUGACUGAUUGUAUUCUCGGUUCAUCCCAUGUCAAAAUCCCAAAGGUUUGUGUGUACAGGAUUCCCAUUGGAAUUUUUGUCAUAGUUUGGAAUCUGUCCUAAAGGAUCCUGGUUUUCUUACAGUAUUCCAGCAGGGCACAAAACAAAAAGAAGCUGCCAACUGAGCAAAAAGAACAUAUGAGAAGGUAAACGUGAUAGACGUAUGCAUCAUGUAAGUUUUGUUUUGUUUUUGACCUUCCUGAUUGAUUGUAUUCCCAGUUCAUCUCUAGUCAAAAAGGUUUGUGUACAGGAUUCUGCUGGGAUUUGUGUUGCAAUUGGGAAGCGAAUGACCCUAGGAUCUGUUUUACAGUAUUCCAGCAGGGCACAAA
This is a messenger RNA of Rhinichthys klamathensis goyatoka, 1670 nucleotides long. RefSeq names its product transmembrane protein 271-like. Bases 306 to 1094 code for a protein of 262 amino acids. The record is from RefSeq and is a predicted model, not a curated record. Lineage: Eukaryota; Metazoa; Chordata; Actinopteri; Cypriniformes; Leuciscidae. The transcript has a single exon.